Messenger RNA from Colletotrichum tamarilloi, 921 nucleotides. RefSeq lists its product as uncharacterized. The transcript has a single exon. NCBI's taxonomy places the organism in Eukaryota, Fungi, Ascomycota, Sordariomycetes, Glomerellales, Glomerellaceae. The coding region runs from base 1 to 921 and encodes 306 amino acids. The record is from RefSeq and is a predicted model, not a curated record.
AUGGCGCCAUUCCUUAGAGAUGUCGCCUUCGAAGUUAUUAUCUCUUUCGAAGAGCUAAUCAGAAUAUGGCGACCGUACAACGGAGGACCUUCUGUCGCAUCCCAACUUCCGAGUCUAAAAAGCGAUCUAUUCCGGUUGAAGACGUGGCAUGCCGACUUCACCACUCGCGAUGUCACUGAGUUGGACGGAGGAUAUCUUGACCACCAUCUGCGCACCGCACCGCAUAUUCAACGCCAACUCCUCAAAUUACUGAACGGCCUUAAAGAGUCAAUAGGCGAUGCAGAAAAGAUCCUUACUGGACAGAUAGUCCCAUGGGAUAAGCUGAGCUACCAAGAAAACACCUCGGAAGAUUUCAUGACGGAACCACAAACGGAACUCCAACAGAUAGCGACGGGAAUCCGUGGACUGAUCGACUGCUUGUUAAGACUCCGUGUCGCGACCGGAGACCCCGCUCCUCACAACCGUAUCAUGUCUGCCAAACUGAGACGAGACUCAGAAGAUUAUAGCUUUUAUGUCAAUUUCUUUCAAGAGACAUGGGAUAAAAUCGAAGAGUUUUUAGCCGACCGCCUGGGCAAGUCAGUGUUCCAAAGACGAGAAACACUGAGUCAAAGAGCAUAUGAUCGAACGUCAACGAAUUCAAGUCUACCUCUCAACGAACAACUCUCAGGCGCUAGUAGCAAACAUCAGAUAGCCGCCGAAUCAACCCCUCUGGCAAUAUCAAAGCUAUUGAUCGACGAUUUCGAGCGGAUAAGAAAUCCAGACGAGGAAUCCACGUUGUCCGAAGGAGCUCGCGAUAUCUUACGGGGCAUUGAGGCCCAGGUGGAGAGUGUGCUUCACAAGUCGACAUCAGAUGAAUUCCAGUGCCCAUAUUGCAAUAUGACGCUGAUGCUCAGUCACAGUGACCAAGAUAAGUGGAUGUAA